Cylicocyclus nassatus is the source of this 546-nucleotide messenger RNA. The record is from the annotation of a GenBank genome assembly. NCBI's taxonomy places the organism in Eukaryota, Metazoa, Nematoda, Chromadorea, Rhabditida, Strongylidae.
GGCUGUCAACUACAAUGCCAAUAUCAAUAGUAAAUCCUGCUCAAGUUAACAUAUUCCAAGCAUGCUGUACGAUUCUACCAUUUGUGACAACACUUCCACCAUCAACAACACUUCCACCGUGCCAGUGUCCCUUAGAUUUGUACAGCGACAGUCUCUGCCCUAUUAAUGGACCUUGCAACAAAGAUCCUAAGGCAGUUACAUAUGGUCCUCUGCCACUGUGUCCAGUUACCAUAAACUGCGAACAAACGGACUACCUACUAUUUCAAUUCUCUGAUGGAACCUACAUAACUAACAUAAGAGUGCGUAACUUUCAUCAGCUCGCGGAUAUCCAGUGCGUCAAUGGCGAAUGGCGUUAUUAUGGCCAGGCAAAAUUUGACCAAGUAUUGCGUCACGUCGUCUGCUAUUCCGUCGCAAUUCCCGUAGGACCAGUUUAGGUGCAUAUGGCACCUUGAAGGAUUUAUGAACGAUUAUUCCGGUUUUUGGCUCACAAUCCUUUGUUAGACUUGUAGUAUCAAUGCUCGUUGAAAUUAUAAAAGAUGGUCAGCA